AUCUAGUGGCCUCAUCCCUACGCUACAUCACCACAAACCGCAUACACCCCGUCGUUGGAUCACAAGACCAUACAGAUUAUCAUACUCGUGAGAGUAGGAAAUCACAAACAUCAACUUCACACAGUUUAAUCACUUAAUUGCAAGUGACUGAGUAAGUCCAUGAACCCUGUGAAGUGUGAACCUCCUCCCUCCUUUUUCUAUCUGCUUUAAAUACCUUCCCUCGUUCCCCCAAUAUCCUCCCGUCGACACCGGAUCGAAAUCCGAUCCCUAAACAAAUAGAGAAAAUCUAGACGCAGAAGAGAGAGAUGGCUUCUACGACGGCGAGGUUAGAUCUGGAUGGAAAUACGAUAAAUCCGAUGACGAUAUGUAUGAUUGGUGCUGGAGGAUUCAUAGGUUCGCACUUGUGCGAGAAGUUGAUGCAAGAGACGCCACACACGGUGUUAGCUGUCGAUGUUUACAAUGACAAGAUCAAGCACCUACUCGAACCCGACUCUCUUCCUUGGGCCGGGCGCAUUCAGUUCCACCGACUUAAUAUCAAGAAUGAUUCUCGCCUCGAAGGGCUCAUCAAGUGUUCCGAUCUGACGAUAAAUCUGGCCGCGAUUUGCACUCCAGCGGAUUACAACACGCGUCCUCUUGACACGAUUUACAGCAAUUUCAUCGAUGCGCUCCCUGUGCUCAAGUACUGCUCAGAGAACAACAAGAGGCUCAUUCACUUCUCUACCUGUGAAGUGUAUGGGAAAACAAUUGGUAGCUAUCUUCCCAAAGAUAGCCCCUUACGACAGGAUCCUGCUUACUAUAUUCUUAAGGAAGAUGUUUCCCCAUGCAUAUUUGGCUCAGUUGAGAAACAGAGAUGGUCGUAUGCAUGUGCAAAACAGUUGAUCGAGAGGCUAAUUUAUGCUGAGGGUGCUGAAAAUGGUUUAGAAUUCACAAUAGUCAGACCUUUCAACUGGAUUGGCCCUAGGAUGGAUUUCAUCCCCGGGAUUGAUGGUCCCAGUGAAGGUGUUCCUAGGGUUCUUGCAUGCUUUAGCAAUAACCUUCUUAGACGUGAGCCUUUGAAGCUUGUUGAUGGUGGUGAAUCACAAAGAACCUUUGUUUACAUCAAGGAUGCUAUUGAAGCUGUUCUUUUGAUGAUUGAAAAUCCAGCCAGGGCUAGUGGUCAUAUUUUCAAUGUGGGAAACCCUAACAAUGAAGUUACAGUUAGGCAACUCGCUGAAAUGAUGACUAAGGUGUAUUCGAAAGUAAGUGGAGAAGAUUCAAUAGAGACUCCCACCAUUGAUGUGAGCUCAAAGGAAUUUUAUGGGGAAGGUUAUGAUGACAGUGACAAGCGUAUUCCAGACAUGACCAUUAUAAACAAACAAUUAGGUUGGAACCCAAAGACAUCACUGUGGGAUUUGCUGGAAUCAACACUAACAUAUCAACACAAGACAUAUGCAGAAGCAAUCAAGCAAGCAAUUGCAAAACCAUUAGCAAAUUAAAAGCGCUAUAAUAUCUAUCUAUCUAUAUUUAUAUGGUUGGUUAUCAUCAUCAUUCAUAUACACAAUUAAUGUUUGUCUUUUUUUUUU
Messenger RNA from Lactuca saligna, 1562 nucleotides. Lineage: Eukaryota; Viridiplantae; Streptophyta; Magnoliopsida; Asterales; Asteraceae. The record is from the annotation of a GenBank genome assembly.